GCAGGCUCCAAACAGCUCCCACGUGGUGAGCUGAGAGCUUUAUCUCAUUGGUGCCACCUGCCAAGGCAGGGCAGGAACGCCUGGCCAUUUGGAGAGUGCUGGACGGUGAUACAAUGACCACUAUAAAUGUCAGUCGGGCGGGCUGAGGGUAGCCAGGAAAGGACAAAGACAACUGCAGGCUAAGAGGAGUCACCUUCUAAGAUGGAGAAGUUCAAGGCUGCGAUGUUGUUGGGGAGUGUUGGUGAUGCACUCGGCUAUGGAAACGUCUGCAGGGAGAAUAGUGCUUUAGGCUCGAUCCAGGAGGAGCUGCAAAAGACUGGAGGACUGGACAGUCUUGUGCUGUCGCCUGGAAAGUGGCCAGUGAGUGACAACACCAUCAUGCACAUGGCAACCGCUGAGGCCCUCACAACAGACUACUGGUGCCUGGACGACCUGUACCGGGAGAUGGUAAAGCGCUAUGUGGAGACCGUGGAGAAGCUUACAGAACAUCGGCCAGACCCUUCCACCAUCGAGGGCUGCUCGCAGCUGAAGCCGGAUAACUACCUCCUCGCCUGGCAUACGCCCUUCAGUGAAAAGGGCUCAGGGUUUGGAGCUGCCACUAAAGCAAUGUGCAUCGGGAUGCGAUACUGGAAGCCAGAACAGCUGGAGACCCUGGUUGAAGUCAGUAUUGAGUGCGGUAGAAUGACCCACAACCAUCCCACAGGUUUCCUCGGGUCCCUGUGCACUGCUCUGUUUGCCUCUUAUGCAGUACAAGGAAAGCCACUUGUACAGUGGGGAAGAGACAUGCUGAAGGUGGUCCCCCUGGCUGAGGGGUACUGUAGGAAGACCAUCCGGCACAUGGCAGAGUACCAGGAGCACUGGUUUUACUUCGAGGCAAAAUGGCAAUUUUAUCUGGAGGAAAGAAAAAUCAGUGAGGACACAGAGAACAAGGCCACCUUCCCUGGCAACUACGAUGCCCAGGAGCGAGACAAGACAUACAGGAAGUGGAGCUCAGAAGGCCGAGGGGGACGACGCGGCCAUGAUGCCCCCAUGAUCGCCUAUGAUGCCCUCCUUGCUGCAGGGAGCGACUGGACUGAGCUGUGCCAGCGGGCCAUGUUUCACGGAGGAGAGAGCGGAGCCACAGGGACCAUCGCUGGCUGCCUGUUCGGGUUGCUGCAUGGCCUGGCCACUGUUCCACGGGGCUUAUACCAGGAACUGGAGCACAAGGGCAGACUAGAGGACUUGGGCACAGCCCUGCACCGCCUGUCCACAGAAGAAAACUCCAAGAACAGCAAGAUUUCCUGUGAGAAGAUGGCCGUCGAUGCACAGACCCUGAAGAAAAAGAUCAGCAGGACAUGUGACGAGGCAGCCCGCACCCUCCUCAACAGCCUCCUGCUUUAUGUCUUGGACCGUGCAGAUGGGCCCCAGAAGGCAGAAGACAGAGCAACCAGAGCCAACCGCCCAUCCCAACUCCAGGAUGUGGGCCGGAGACCCACACGGUUCCAGCUUCUCCAAGCUAAGUUCAUGGGCACUGGCCGGGAGCCCCACCUCAAGAAGACCCGGGAAGUGGGCCGACUGAUCUCCAAAGACAAGCAGGGAGCUGGUAGGAGUUUUGUAAAUGCCACUAUCAGCAAGCUCCUAGAGAAGACCAAGGAAGGAGCCAACAGUGCCAGCCAGAGGCCCCCAGCCAGCGAGAAGCCGCGGUGGAGCCCCACAGGUGGGAAGAGCACUGUGAAAAACAUCCUGAAGAAGUUCUUAGCUGCAGAAGAGAAGGAAGCUAAGGAGAAGGAAGCCCGUGAGAAACCCCCCGCCCCAAGACCAGGAGCUGCCAGGGGCCUUCUGCCAAGAAUUGUGGGCCGGAGCUCCAUCCUGUCCAAGCUGAGAGAAAGAUUUGAGCAGAGCGGCUGCCUGCACUCGGAGGCUGGAGUGCUGCCGCUGCACAGGGAUGGACGGAAGAGCCUCCAGAAGAAGAAAGUGCACAAGCCGCAAGUGCGGGUGCUCCACAUCGCUACCAUGGCUACCAGCUGCACCAGAACUCCCCCCGCCCGGUUCCUGGCCUGCACAGCUGAGCCCCUGCCAGCCCUCAGCAUUGCCACCAUUGUCUGUGGCCCCCAGAGCUGGCUGUCCCAUUGUGCAAAACUCAGUCACUCGGAAUCUAGGCGCUGGCCCAUUGCAGAAACCAUCAUGCCCUCCAGCUCAGAAAACCUGGAGCCCGGAGGAAACACAUCACAAGGACUGGUGAAUGAGGGUCACAAGGAACAACUAAAGUCCUCAGUGUCCCAGGCAGCGGCUUGUGUGGAUAGUCACAUGGCUGUGGACAUGGAUUUCUCUGGAAUGCCUACCAAAAGCCAAGCCCUGCCUGGCCAUGUACCAGUGUCGUCCCCACUUGGACGGAACAGUCCCAGAGAUACUGAGCUGGUUGGAAAGGACAGAAGAGCAGAGCCCAAUACAAAAGAGGUGGCCGCUGAGCCCCAGGGAGUGAAGGAGAAUGCAAGGGGGGGCCCUGGAAUCACCAUGGCUGUGUGCAGCUCUGAGGGGGAGGCAGAAAGGACACCUUCGGGCUCAGAAAGAGAGCCCUUCUUCGCCUUCCAAUGGCACCUGCCAGAGCAGGAGACAGGGUUACUGGUCCCAUCCCUCGCCCCUUUAGCAGUCCAGGCUGAGCGGCGAGCACAGCCCGCCAUCAAGCCUCCACAAAUAACAGUGCAGCUUCCCAUUGUUCACGAAAUGCCCGCCUCUCCCGGCCCUCUGCACCGUGCGACAAGUCAUGAAGACAAAUGUCCUCGACUCUCGAGAAGAGAGGAUGUGACUGAAAAUAAGCAAGCAGCAUUUCCCACUGUGAGUGAGGACAGGAGAGGUCACCAAGCCCCAACAAUACUGAGUAAACCCUGUGGGAUGCCAGUGAGCCUCCAACCUGCGGCAGGAGACGGACCCCGGGAAGACAUAAGCGAUGGCACCCGGGUGGACGGGGAUGCCUCGCAGACGUCCCUAAUUCCAAAUCCUUCAAAAACUGUCCCUGGUGGAAUGGAGACAAAGCGCAACCUUGAGAACUCGCGUGACCUCGGGAAUUGCGGUGGCUCUUCGGAAGAGCGCAUCUCUGAACUCAACUGGGAAAGGCGUUUAUGUCCAGAUUCGAAUGAAGCCCCUACAGCUAGCAAUGGCUCCUCAAGUUAUCCCACUGUUGGGAGAUGCUAUGCAGGAGUGGGCACCAGCCUGGCCACUGACCUCCAGCAAGGGGUACCCCCCACAGUGCUGCUGCCACCCCAGGCCUGCGUAAGGCCUGCAGGUUCUAUAGCAUCAGGCAAGAGCAUCCAGUUUGGACAGGAAGAGCAUAAACGGCCCCUGAAUGAGUCAGUUUCACCCCCAAACAUCGCUCAGGAAAAUGUCAGCCACGAUUUGAGCAACAACAGCCAGUCCACAUUAGAUAAUGAACAGCCAAUUACAAGUAUCAAAGCUUCUGGAGAGGUUGCAACUAUAGGGACUGUCACUGGUCUCACAGUACCACAGCCAAGUGGUACCCAGAACCCUGAAUACAAGAUAACAGCAUGGCCAGCUGGUGUUCAGGACAGCAAACACAAGAUAAUGCCACAUAUGAAUGAUUCCAUGGAUGCCGGAUACAAGAAAACGCCACAGACAAGUGGUGCCCUAGCUGUCAAAGACAAACAGAUGUCAUGGGCAGCUGGCACCCGGAACAAUGCACACAAACUGCCACAUGUUUCCCAGGACACCGAACCCAAGUCGACACCACUUCUAGGAACUUCCCAGGAGCCUAAGCACAAGCUAGCACUGUGGCCAAGUGAUACUCAGAACGUUGAACACAAGGCAACACCACACCAAGAUAGCACCCAAGACCCCAAACAUGUGGCACUAUGGCCAGGUGGUACCCAGGAUAGUGAGCUAAAGAUAGCACAGUCACACGGUGCCCAGGACCCUGAACAAAAGGCGGUAUCACAGAUGGGCGACACCCGAGAUGCUGAGCACAAAACAACCGUAUGGACAGCUGAUGCCCAAAACCCGAGACUGAAGGCAACAAUGCAGCCAGGAGGUACCCAGGACGCUAAAUACAAGAUAGUGCCCCAAGCACGUGGUACCCAAGACACUGAGCACAAGAUGACAGCCCGGGUGGGGGAUGGUCAGGAUGUUGAGCCAAGGCCUGAAAACAAGACAAUGCCAGGCUCAGGCAGUGUCUGGGACUACAAAGAAAAGAAAACACAAAAGCCCAGCAUCCAUCCUUUGGUGUCAAGCAGGUCCUCAAAGGAGGAGAGUAGAGCCGCUGAAGGAAGCAUCUCAGAAGACUCGGUGCAGAGCCGUCUCCUGAUGUCGGCAGCCCCAGCUGUUCAGCCGGGGCAAGCUGCAGCUUCUUCCCCGGGCCUUGUUGAGUCUCCACCGCCUGUUUCAAGUGAGCCGGCCCUGAGAAAAAGCAGUUCAGGAUCAGAGAACAAAAUUACAGCCAUGGAGAGCGUGGCAUCCCCAAGGCCACAAAAGUACCCGGCAGAGUAUCCGGGUCACUCACAACUCCCAUCUGUGGGUCAUCAGGCACCGGAUGGAAGGCACCCUGGGAAAGAACAACACUUCCCUGCAGCACACUCCCCUACGUGUGCUCUAAGACCAGCCACAAAACAGGAGACCCGGCAGGAGGAGCCAACCGAUGGUCCAGAACCUCCUGUGCCCACCCAGAAAGCAGAGCCCAGGUCUGUCCCCCAGGCAAAAACCUUGGGGAGCGAAACCAAAGAGAAUCUCCCAAUCCAGCGGGACAUGGGCAGGCCACAGAGUCACCUUGGAUCAGAGAAAACUGGUACAGGACAUGCAAGAUUACACCAAACCGGACAGUCAGACGUUCUGUGUGUGGCAGAGCCUCGGGCAUGUGUUUCUCGGGACCUCGUAGUGACUGAAAGGAUGCCAGCUGAAGAGAGUCCCUGGCAGCACGGGGACAGGGCUCAGGAGCAUCCCCUGAGGCCACUGGAGAGGCAGGAAAGGAGCCCAACUCAAAGAGACAGCCUUCGGGCUGGUAAGAGCCUCGCCACCCCCGGGAGCCCAAGGAAGCCUUGUGGCCUGGCUAUGCAGACACGGACCCAGAGUCAGGGAGAGGCAAGCCACCCACUACCUCAGGCCUGGGGACAGCCUGACAGCACAAAUGAAGACAGACCCUCUGCUGGCACAGGUGGGGAGCCUCCAAGUCUGAGCCCCAUACUUGACGGUCAGCGGAGCCCAGGCGCCUUGCACCUGCCCCAAGAAGGCCAGUCCCUGGUUAGUAGCAGGGCCACAGUCUGCUCCCUGGACACAGCAGCUGACACUCCCUCGCUCACAUCUAAUGCCGGGGGCCACCCGCUCUUCCAAACCUUUGCCCAGGAUGGGCCCCCAGAUGCCCCUAGGGCAGAAAAGGACCUAUCAGACCAUAGGCACCGCAGGUCAGUGCACUUCACAAAAUACCGUGCCCAAAGCUUCCGAGACCAGAAAGCCUUCGAGCUGUCCUUUAGGCCCAGAGUCCUCAGGGCCGGGGACACCUCUGAGCCCCCAAAGUGAGAAGUCACUUUGAGCAACACGCUUGUCUCUAUGAACAUGAUUUUGAACAUGCCCUGCAGAGAGAAUGUAGACAUUAGCUCCCUCCUGUCCUCUCACUUCCCAAGAACUAACCCUGGCAUGCAUGUGGAAGGUGCUGGCCAUGCUCGGAGCAGCUGUGAGGCUUCUCAAGAUGAGGAAGAAAGUCAGCUAUCCAAGGCUGCUGCCUGUGACACCAUUGUCACAGGUGAUGUGUGACCAGCACUGGGACGUGGAAGACACUGUGCACUCACUGCUGUCUUGGCAGAGGGGAGGUCAGAGCCAUGGGCUGCCCUCUGGUCCCCAGAGCUUCCCAACCAUGCCCCUGCCUACUCCCCAAAGUCAGUGCCGGUGACCUACGACAUGAGCCUUACCUGUGUAGGGAGCCCAACGCUUGCCGAAGCCGUGUUCCACUUCUAGGCUGGUACCAGAGUCUUAGUUUAGAAGUGGGUGAUGACUUAAAAAAAAAAAAUAGACUGUCACUGUUACUGCCUAGCAUCCCUAGCGGAUUCAUGAAGCAACUCUCUCAGCCAAGCUACACGGGUUCCCAUUUUCAGACGCUGACUGCAUUUCUUUCUUUCCUUCUCUCUCUCUCUCUCUCUCUCUCUCUCUCUCUCUCUCUC
Mesocricetus auratus (golden hamster) is the source of this 6137-nucleotide messenger RNA. Its product is annotated as protein ADP-ribosylarginine hydrolase-like protein 1. Gene Ontology annotation, molecular function: magnesium ion binding; ADP-ribosylarginine-[protein] hydrolase activity. The record is from RefSeq and is a predicted model, not a curated record. Gene Ontology annotation, biological process: protein de-ADP-ribosylation. The transcript has 8 exons. NCBI's taxonomy places the organism in Eukaryota, Metazoa, Chordata, Mammalia, Rodentia, Cricetidae. Bases 202 to 5499 code for a protein of 1765 amino acids.